AUGACUCUAUUGUAUACUAUUCCCGUUACACCAUGCCUUCAUACGGUACACGCCGGAGAAGUGGCAUGGCCUAAAUCCCAUCGUUGCUGUUGCAUCUCAUAUCAGGGAUGCAACGUGACAGCACUGGACAUUCAAGCCUUGGAGGUAUCAGAUAUACAAGGGGAGGCUUACUCCCGGCUACACAUCCUUAAAGGUGACGUCACGGACGAGGAAUCCGUCCGAGCCAAUAUUGCGCAGGCCAACAAGCGAUUCGGGCCUGUCAACAUCUUGAUCGCCAAUGCAGGUAUCACAGAUGAAAGCAAAGACUACCCUAUCUGGGAACUACCAGUGGAGACAUGGGACCAGACGUACCGAGUCAAUGUCCGAGGAACAUUCCUGACAAUCAAGCAUUUCUUACGAGCAGCACGAGUGUCUCAACAGACGCUUGGUAAAGAACUGGAUAACCUAGCUAUCGUGUUAACGGGGAGCGAAACGGGCAAGUUUGGUCAGGAAGGCCAUGCCGAGUAUGCAUCUGGGAAGGCUGGCCUGCAGUAUGGCUUGGUCCGGAGUGUGAAGAAUGAAAUAGUUCGCCUCAAUAGCAAGGCGCGAAUCAAUGCUGUUGCACCUGGGUGGGUAGAUACGCCCUUGAUAGAGGGCAGGCUUGAUGACCCGAAGGAGAUGUGGGCUGAGGCCGAGGCUACGGUACCUCUCAAGAAGAUCGCAAGACCGGAGGAUGUAGCCCGUACGAUGGCUUUCCUGGCCUCUCACCGCGCGGCGGGGCACAUAUCAGGACAGUGCUUAAGUGUCGACGGAGGAAUGGAAGGUCGCUUGAUCUGGAAGGAGAACGAAGCCGGCAAAGAGACAAAGAAUCAAAUCACUCACUCCGAGUCGAGUAUAGUCCAAUCAAUUCCAAGGGCUGUAUCAAAGCUCAAGCAGAACAAAAUCCGGAUAGCCGUCUCCAUUGACCUAGACGCAGUAUCCGGAUGGCUAGGGACAGGUAAGCCAUCUUUUCCAUUUUUAAGCGAUCUACAAAUGCUAACCAACCCCCUACAACAACCAGGUCAACACCCCGACAACAUCCUCGCGGACUACUCUUCCGGAUUCUUUGCUGCCAAAGUUGGCGUUCCCCGUCUCCUACGGAUGCUCAAAAAGCUCAACCUAGCCGAUCGUUGCACCUGGUUCAUCCCAGGCCACUCUGCCGAGAGCUUCCCCGAGGAAGUGCAACAGGUAGUCGAGUCAGGCUGCGAGAUAGGACUUCACGGCUACGCCCACGAAGGAGCAUACCAAUUGACAGUCGAGCAAGAACGGGACGUGCUAACCCGAUGUAUCGACAUUGCAACCAAACUGACAGGCAAGAAGCCCGUCGGAUACCGCGCACCUCUAUACCAACUGCGCGAGUCAACAUUAGACCUACUAGAAGAGUACGGAUUCGAAUACGACGCUUCCCUAACAGACCACGACUGCCACCCUUUCUUCGCCCCAAAACGUCCACCCCUCCAACCCAUCAAUUUCUCCCUCCCCGCCUCGACCUGGAUGCAUCCCAUCCCACCUACAACGGAAGACCGCCGGCCCCUCGUCUGCGUCCCCUGCAACUGGUACAUGGAAGACAUGACUCCAAUGCAGUACCUUCCUCACACGCACAACUCACACGGCUACAUCGAUGUGCGCGUGGUCGAGAACCUCUGGCGGGAUCGAUUCCUGUGGAUUCGUGAAAAUGAGGACAAGCCUAUCUUCCCCGUUCUGAUGCACCCGGAUACCAGCGGCAUGGCGCAUGUGAUUGGGAUGCUGGAGCGGUUGUUGACGUGGUUGAAGGGGUGGGGGGAUGAGGUUGAGUUUUGUCAAACGGGGGAGAUUGCUAGAUGGUUUAGGGAUAAGGAGUUAGGGAGUAGUGGGAGUUCGGAUUUGAAUUUAUUGUUUUGUUGA
Molecule: messenger RNA, 1902 nt
Organism: Aspergillus oryzae RIB40
Lineage: Eukaryota; Fungi; Ascomycota; Eurotiomycetes; Eurotiales; Aspergillaceae
Product: SDR family oxidoreductase/polysaccharide deacetylase family protein
Exons: 5
Coding region: 1-1902 (633 amino acids)
Biological process (GO): carbohydrate metabolic process
Molecular function (GO): hydrolase activity, acting on carbon-nitrogen (but not peptide) bonds
Source: RefSeq, a predicted model, not a curated record